AUGGCUCGUGUACUUUCUCCAUCUCGCGUGGUUUAUGUCCUAAUAUUUCAACUUUUUGUGAGCUGCGUCCGAGGGGCUGUAUUGCUUCCUAGAGCGGAUCCAGAUGACUGGCAAUACCUGGGGUGUUACACCGACUCCCCAGGAGCUAGAACCCUGUCCAAUGUUGGCUACACUUUGGGUGGCCCAGGCAACAUGACAGUUCAGAACUGCCAAAACGGAUGCUUGUCCGAAGGGUAUGCAUUUGCGGGUAUAGAGUACGGCGGAGAAUGCUGGUGUGAUAAUGAACUGCGAAAUGGGGGAGGCCCAGCCCCUGAUGGCGAAGCACAGUGCUCGAUGCCCUGCAACGGUAAUAGUCAACAACGCUGUGGCGGGCCUGAUAGGUUGAGCAUGUAUCAGAACACUGCCGUGCCUGUGCCGACGAGCGCAACUGGUGGCGCCGAAUCACCCACGUCAGCCCCGUCGUCAACUAGAGCAAGUGCAGCUCCAUUGCCAACAGACUGGAAUUAUGCUGGAUGCUAUGUCGAUAACACCAACGGGCGUAUCAUGCAGCGGCAACUCCCGGAUGACCCGCGUCUAUCGAUUGAAUCUUGCGUCUCUCGUUGCGCGCAAAUGGGUUACACUGUGGCAGGAACUCAGUUUGCCAAACAAUGUUUCUGUGACAACUAUGUUCGAAAGGAAGCUCGCAAGGCGGACGACUCAGAUUGCUCUAUGAACUGCAGUGGUGAUUCUUCCGAGAAAUGCGGCGGGCCAGAUCGCAUGAGCGUGUAUUCAGAAGGCGAUUUAGUUGUUUUGCCCAAUCCAGCGCAACAGACUGGAGGCCUGCCCGGAUCGUGGGAAUAUCAAGGGUGCCUCCAAGAUAACGUCAAUCGAAAACGAACUUUUCCAUACCAGAUAGUUGAUAAACGGAACAAUUCUGCAACGAACUGCCUCAACCGUUGCGCGAUGUUUGGAUUCGGGGCAGGCGGGAUGAGUUACGGCGAGGAAUGCUUUUGUGGUGAUGUUGUAGACAUCGGAAGGGCAGGCGCAGAGCUUGUCCCCGAAAGCAGGUGUAAUAUGGUUUGCUCAGGCAAUCAAACCGCCCUAUGCGGAGCCGGUGAUUUGAUAACGUACUACAAAUGGACUGGCUCCCCGCUGCAGACAUGGAGCUUUCCGUCUGGUAACAAUGCCGGUCGCUACGAGUUCCUCAUUGGAGGGGUCGUUGUCUCUCUUAUGACCACUAUCGGUAUCAAUGGCAAAAUCACUUUCCAGGAGAAAUUUGGGACCGGGGACCCGAAUACCACUGGGGCGUACGAAUUUGAUCCCGCUUUUGAACACGACUUUGAGAAGGCAUGGCGUCCGAUGCAUGUGAAAACAGACAUUUUCUGUUCCGGUGGUCUCGUCCUCCCAGAUAAAGUAGGGCGUCAGUUGACAGUCGGCGGAUGGUCUGGGACAUCUACGCAUGGUGUCCGAUUAUAUUGGCCUGAUGGCUCUCCGGGGGAACCCAGUGUCAAUGACUGGCAGGAGAAUCCUGAUAAGCUUGCCUUGCAGGAUGGUCGAUGGUACCCAUCCACCAUGAUAAUGUCCAACGGGUCCAUCCUGGUCGUUGGAGGAGAAGAGGGCUCGAACGGUGCACCAGUCCCGACGCUCGAGAUCUUGCCGCGAGUUGGCCCAGCCCUAUACAUGGACUGGCUUGAACGAACGGACCCUAAUAACCUCUAUCCAUAUCUUACACCUCUACCAAGUGGACACAUCUUCGUUGCGUACUUCAAUGAAGCUAGAAUUUUGAAUGAGAACAAUUUCGACACUGUGAGGACGUUGCCGAACAUGCCUGGCGCAGUUAAUAACAAUGAUGGUGGGCGCACAUAUCCUCUUGAAGGGACAAUGGUUCUUUUGCCUCAGCAUGCUCCGUAUACCGACCCAUUGGGCGUCUUACUGUGCGGAGGCUCAACCCCAUUCGGAGGAGAUGCUCUAGAUAACUGCGUUUCUAUUCAGCCCGAGGUGGAGGAUAGCGAUUGGGUUAUCGAACGGAUGCCGUCCAAGAGAGUCCUUACUUGUAUGGCCGGCCUUCCCGAUGGCACGUUCCUUAUCUUGAAUGGAGCAAAGAAAGGAGUUGCUGGUUUUGGCCUAGCAGAUGACCCCAACUUGAACGCCGUCCUUUACGACCCUUCCAAGCCAGUAAACCACCGCAUGAGCGUCAUGGCCAAUACAACGAUCGCGCGCAUGUAUCAUUCCGAAGCGAUCCUCAUACCGGACGGGAGGGUUUUGGUCUCUGGCUCAGACCCACAAGACGACGAUUACCCACAAGAAUAUCGCGUGGAAGUUUUCAUCCCCCCGUAUCUGUUAUCCGGGGCGCCUCGUCCUACUUUCACCAUUGAAAACACUGAUUGGGCGUAUGGUCAACAGUACCAAAUUAAGAUAACGUCCGGAAAUAUGUCCCAAAUCAAGGUCUCCCUGCUCGGCCUCGUCUCCAGCACUCAUGGAAACAGCUUCGGCUCGAGGACCAUUUUCCCGGCCAUGUCAUGCUCUGGGACCACUUGCACCAUUACCGCUCCGCCAAAUAGCCAUACUUGUCCUCCAGGUUGGUUUAUGUUGUUCGUUCUCGAUGGCCCAACCCCUUCGGUCGCUUCAUUUGUUCGUAUUGGUGGGGAUCCAGGACGUCUGGGAGAUUGGCCUGCGUUCGACGACUUCGAUCUCCCUGGAGUAGAUUGA
This is a messenger RNA of Uncinocarpus reesii 1704, 2688 nucleotides long. RefSeq lists its product as uncharacterized. Lineage: Eukaryota; Fungi; Ascomycota; Eurotiomycetes; Onygenales; Onygenaceae. The record is from RefSeq and is a predicted model, not a curated record. The coding region runs from base 1 to 2688 and encodes 895 amino acids. The transcript is spliced from 5 exons.